Messenger RNA from Amoebophrya sp. A25, 1129 nucleotides. The record is from the annotation of a GenBank genome assembly. NCBI's taxonomy places the organism in Eukaryota, Dinophyceae, Syndiniales, Amoebophryaceae.
CGAGAUCAGACAUGUAUGGAAGAGUCAAGAGAGGAGCACCACAAUAUUCAUCGAAUUGUUAAUAGUGAGAGAUACUAAUACCACCACUCUAUCUUCAGCCAACAACUACAACGUUUUCAAGUGCUUGAUAGCGCUCCUCGUCGCUUCUCCCGGCAGGAAAGAACAAGAUGAGGAUACCAGACUCAUCAAGGAGCCUGCUCGUUCGUUGCGUCCUUUUUUGUCCGUCAAUAUUGAGCUGCCUCUUUGCCUCGAUAAGACAGACUUCGCCAAUCUCUUCCUGUCCGUCAUCUCUUGGCCCCGGUGCUGGGCCUAUAGUGUUGGCACUUGCAGAUGACACUCCCGCGACCGGACGAGUCCAGCUUCCUGAGCAUUUCGAGUAUUCCACCGGGGACCUAAGCCCGGAUCUCAUAGGUGGGAAGCCUUUGAGACCGCGAAACAUCAUGAACAUGAUUCCAAAGAAGAUGGGUGUUCCUCUUGCGUUCGGAUGGCAGGCAGGUUUCGAUGUGGAUUUUCCGAAUCGACGUACUACACUAGUGACUCUGUUCAUUCUUCUCGCCGAAUUCGAAGUUUAGCUUGCCCUUAUCUUUUUGCCGUUACUGAUUGCAGGUUAUUUGUUCACCAUCUCCCUCCUCUUCUUCUGCAUCUUCACGUAGUAACAUUUGUUAUGUCCUCACUCAGCCUCCGCCACCUCUCUCACUACAGCACAAGUGGUUUAUCAUCCGUGCGUUCACCUAGGAACAUGCUUAGAGAAGGAGCCAUGGUCAGCAGAGCUGAAACCCUUCAAACGAUCCGCAUACUCACGUCCUGUUCGGUAGCAUGCUAUGUAUAGAAGAUGGCAGAUCAUAACCAUGCUUAUUCUGGGCACGAAAUUCUUCAAUGGAGCAUGAUAUUGAAUGAAGAUAGCUGAGAAAAUCAAUGGAACAUGCUGCAACAUUCUUCAAGAUACAUUGAUAUCUUCAAUUGGAACAUGAAGACGCAUAUCUUUCGCAAUAAUCGCUAUCGCCGCUACGAAAUAUUAGAUACUUUUCUUCGGCGAUCAGAUUUUGUUGAUCACUAAACGAUCACUUGCGCUUCGACGCCCGAGCUCUCCGAGAAUAUAAGCAUUUUAUCGUGUUUUCCUUGUCCACUG